Messenger RNA from Trichoplusia ni (cabbage looper), 1315 nucleotides. RefSeq lists its product as uncharacterized. Bases 242 to 1183 code for a protein of 313 amino acids. Lineage: Eukaryota; Metazoa; Arthropoda; Insecta; Lepidoptera; Noctuidae. The transcript has a single exon. Gene Ontology annotation, molecular function: catalytic activity. The record is from RefSeq and is a predicted model, not a curated record.
UUUAAGCUCUUUCUAUACUAGGACAAUAUUAUAAUUUAUAAUACGAUAUUACUAUUUUCUUGCAUUCUCUUUUCCUUCUUCUCUUCGUCCUCUGCUGUAUCUGUGUCUCGUCUAUUAUAUUAUAGUAUGUUCGCUGGCGGGUGGUGCAGAGAUACGUUUAGUUUUUGUUAUUUUAAAUUAACAUUUUAAAGUCUACUCUUGUUAAGAUUUAUCUAUAAUAUAAUAUUUAUUUAUUGUAUCUAUGUCAAACGACGAUGAUUCUUUCCACUCAGCUGACUCUUCGUUAAACGACAGUUACAGUUCUACAGCGGGAACUCUGGGUGACUUGGUGCGACAAUCGUUUGUAUCUCAGCCCCGGAAAUUUUUAAAUAUAUGUCACAUCAAUGCUCAGAGUGUCCCUAGUCACUACAGUGACUUAUUUGACACCUUCGCUGAUGCUGACGUUCAUGCCGUCCUGAUUUCCGAGACUUGGCUCAAGCCUCACCUUCUUUCUACCACUUAUCCUCUUCCCGGCUUUAUUCUAAUUAGGAAUGAUCGCGUUGGGAAAAGGGGCGGUGGUGUAGCCAUCUACCUCAAAAGCGGCCUCUCCCACAAAAUUCUUGUUUCCUCCCCUGCAAACUCUGCCACCGCUGAAUUUAUCUUCAUCGAAGCAUGUGUGAAUGGUGCCAAAAUUGUUCUAGGUGUCGUUUACUGCCCCCCCUGUGUUGACUACUUCUCCAGUAUCGAGCCGGUACUGGAAUCUUUAGGGUCUGAAUAUCAACAUAUUGUUAUCAUGGGCGACUUCAAUACCGAUCUCCUAUCCCACAGUUCCUCUCGUUCCCGCAAACUCCUCGAUAUUACCCGCUCCGCCAGUCUUCAUGUUCUUCCCCUACAAGCCACUCACCACAAUCCCGACGGGCAUGACACCUGGCUCGACCUGAUCCUUACAUCCUCCCCGCCUCUUGUUUCAUCUUUUGGUCAGUAUCCUGCUCCUGGUUUCUCCCAUCACGACCUUAUCUAUCUCUCCUAUAUCCUCAAACCUCCCAAACCAAGUCCAAAAGUUUUGCACUUGCGUUCCUUUAGACGUAUGGACGUAGAGAAGCUGCGUAGAGACGCCUCAAAUGUCAACUGGGAAGGACUCAAACAAGCCGCUACCGUCUCGGAGAAGGUUGCAAUUCUUAAUCAACAUUUAAUUAAUUUAUAAGACACUCAUGCGCCUAUCCGCAAGGUGAAAUUGAAGCGCCCACCUGCCCCCUGGAUAACCCCUGGAGUUCGUAUGGCCAUGAGACGUCGGGACAGGGCUUUUCGAAGAUUUCGGAGGGAGCGCUGCGACGAG